CGAAUUGCGGUUCGAGUCCUCUAGAGGCAGCAUGGGUGGUAGCUUGGUGAGAAACGAUGAAGAUGCCAAUCUUACCGAAUCCCUUUUGCCAAAAGAGGUGGCCGUUGUUCAUGGACGUCAUGAAGAAGACCAAACUCACGAGGAACACGAUUUUUGCAAGAAGCUGUGGAUUGAAACGAAGAAGCUAUGGCUCAUCGUGGGUCCCUCUAUCUUCAGCCGCGUGGCAGCAUUCACAAUGAACGUUGUUACCCAAGCCUUCGCCGGUCACCUCGGCGAUGUUGAACUCGCUGCCAUUUCUAUUGCCAACACCGUCAUCGUCGGCUUCAAUUUCGGCCUCCUCUUGGGGAUGGCGAGCGCGUUGGAGACACUGUGCGGGCAAGCGUUUGGGGCAAAGAGAUAUCACAUGUUGGGUGUGUACAUGCAGAGAUCAUGGAUUGUUCUCUUCCUCUGCUGUUUCCUGCUAUUGCCGUUUUAUGUUUUCGCCACACCGUUUCUGAAAUUCUUAGGACAACCGGAUGACGUGGCAGAGUGGAGUGGGGUUGUGGCUCUUUGGCUUAUACCGCUGCACUUCAGUUUUGCUUUUCAGUUCCCUCUGCAAAGGUUCCUGCAGUGCCAACUCAAGACCAAUGUCAUUGCUUGGGUUUCCUUGCUGGGUUUGAUUGUUAACGUGGUCACAAGCUGGCUCUUUAUAUAUGUGUGGGAUUUUGGACUUGUGGGUGCGGCUAUUUCUUUGGACAUCUCAUGGUGGGUUUUGGUGUUUGGCAUGUUUGCUUAUACUGCUUGUGGUGGAUGCCCUUUAACUUGGACCGGUUUUUCCUUGGAAGCCUUUUCUGGACUCUGGGAAUUUUUCAAACUCUCUGCUGCUUCUGGGGUCAUGCUCUGCUUAGAGAACUGGUACUACAGGAUACUGGUACUAAUGACUGGCCAGUUGGACAAUGCCACUAUUGCCGUUGAUGCCUUGUCUGUAUGUAUGACUAUUAAUGGUUGGGAAAUGAUGAUUCCACUGGCUUUCUUCGCCGGUACAGGAGUAAGGGUGGCGAUUGAGCUAGGCGCAGGCAAUGGGAAAUCAGCGAAAUUUGCAACGCAAGUAUCAGUGGCAGAAUCAUCGGUGAUUGGGCUCCUUUUCUGCGUAAUCAUAAUGGUAUUCCAUCAGCAGUUUGCAUACAUAUUCACCUCCAGCUCAUCUGUCCUUCAAGAAGUGGACCAUAUGUCAUUCCUCUUAGCAGUCACCAUUCUUCUCAACAGUGUUCAACCCGUUUUGUCAGGAGUGGCUGUUGGAUGCGGAUGGCAAGCUUUCGUAGCAUACGUAAAUAUUGGGUGCUACUACCUUAUUGGGCUUCCACUUGGAAUUCUCAUGGGAUGGGUCUUCAACAGUGGUGUGACGGGCAUUUGGGGAGGGAUGAUCUUUGGUGGCACGGCAAUCCAAACGCUGAUACUGAUCAUUAUAACAGUGCGAUCUGAUUGGGAAAAGGAGGCUGAAAAAGCUCGCUCAAGCGUAAAGAAAUGGUCAACCUCUAACCCUGAUGACCAAGUGAAAACCUCCAGUAUUUAGGGCAUGUUUGAAUUUUAUUUUUAAAAAUAGUUUUUUGAUUUUUUUUUUAAUAAAUAUUUGAUAAGACCUAUUUUAUAAAAA
Molecule: messenger RNA, 1633 nt
Organism: Gastrolobium bilobum
Lineage: Eukaryota; Viridiplantae; Streptophyta; Magnoliopsida; Fabales; Fabaceae
Product: protein DETOXIFICATION 27-like
Exons: 8
Coding region: 32-1552 (506 amino acids)
Biological process (GO): xenobiotic detoxification by transmembrane export across the plasma membrane
Cellular component (GO): membrane
Molecular function (GO): antiporter activity; xenobiotic transmembrane transporter activity
Source: RefSeq, a predicted model, not a curated record